GGGAUCCGUUACCACUUGUUGUUGAUAGAGUCGGCUGAUGUUGUCCGGGCAGGAGAAACAUCAGCUUGUCUAUCAUCUCAUCGCAGAUCUGAUUUAUUGCCAGCCGCUUGGUAGAGCAGUAUAACGCUCGACCGUUCCGCUUCCGUUUGAGGAGAAAUGUGAUCGAUCACCGGAAUUGUAAGUACUUUUACUCUAUUUCGAUGUGCGCUGCAUAAGUCUACCACUCUACGAAAAUUAUGGCGUCAGCGGACGACUGUCCUCCUCCCUUUGCCAGCAAAGAAGGAACGGCUGCACGACGGGCCCACAUGUUUCGCGGGCUAGCAGCGCUGCUUGCCACCGGAUUCGUGGUGAAGAUCCUGACCUUCGCGUUGAAUCUGUUACUAGCUCGGUACGUGUCGGCAGAAGAAUAUGGGCGGGGCUUCUAUUUCACACUCUACAACUCCUUGGCGCUGUUUCUUCAGAAGGAGGGCUUCCGGCGGGCGGCGAUGCGCUUGAAAGAUUUCUCGGAACAGUGCCGCCUGCUAGUCUACGGCGUCGUUGGAACCGCUGCCGUGAAUGUGCUCUGCUUUUGGUUCCUAAUGCCAGACGAGUCGCUCGCAAUCGCACAGCAAUCUGCGGAAGAAGGGACCAGCAUUUACGCACGGUUUCUCCCAGGCAUAUCUCGUGUCUCACCGCUGCUGCUUAGCUGGUGCCUGGUCGGCAUUGCGACGCAACUGGAAGCUUUUCUCCUCGAGCCCUUCGCACUGUACGAACAGACUCGUGGGAGACUGGACACGAGACCACUGGCGGAGGGAAUCGGGCGCAUCUUCAAAACGGUUGCUCUUGCAGUGUUGGUAUUGGUGUGCGGAACGCAGUACACUCUCGCAUGCGCCCUCGCAGAGUUUGUGUACGUGUUAGUCACGUUCUCCGUCUACUUACAGCGGGUACAGAUCCCGGAGACACUAACAGUUGCUGACGUUCUGAAUCCUGCAGUGGAUCGCGAAUACGUUAUGGUCAGUAAAGAUGAGGAUGUGAAAUCCAGCGAGUGCAGCGCAUCAAGUUCCGUGACAGGGAGCGGUGACGGGCCCGAGCAAAGUCGGCCUCGUCUGCGCAAGGGAGUUAUCACCCCACUUCAGUUGGGAAAGCUGAUGUACAGGCGCGGUCUCCCGUCGUUUCUGCAACCUUCAGACUUCACCGAGUUCGAACUGAGCGCGGAGUCCUCGGAGCUGGCACGAAGUAUGCUAGUCCUCUCUGUACAGAAACUUGCGCUGGCGGAAGGCGAGAAAAUGCUUCUGGUGUAUCUGUUUCCUGACCCUGCCGUGUGGGGAACCUUCGCGCUGGUGACAAAUCUGGGUUCGCUAGUUCUGCGUCUGCUGUUUGCACCGAUCGAGGAUUUGGCGUUCACCUUUUUUAGUACCAGUGCAGAUGCAAAUCCAAAUGCGGGAAGCGGAGGUGCUCCAGGUGAAGUACCACUUGGUGCUGACGGGUCUUCGGCCGGAACGCUGACGAAAGCUUCGGCCUCCGGCAGCAAUGGAAGCACUACUGCGAAAGCCGAAAGACGGCGCGCGGGAGCAGCGUCCGACAGAGAUAUCGCCGCGGAAGAGAAACUACCACCUGAAAGCACCACUACUGAGAGCGAAACAGAGGGCGCGACGAUCUUUGCUACUUUGCUUGCACUGCAGGGCGGUAUCGGGUAUUUGGCGCUUCUGUACGGCCCACCAAACGCGUACCUGGCUGUGCGCCUUCUUUACGGACCGCAGUGGGCGGAUGUUGCAGCAAACGAAGCCGUGCUGUCUCUCCGCUUGUACUGCGGAUUUCUCUUUACCGCAAGCCUGAAUGGUAUUCUGGAGGCGUACACACACGCGCGUGCGCCGACGACUUGGCUGAACCGGAAUGUUGCUUACCAGUUCGCAAUCAGCUUUUUGCUCGGGGUUAGCAGCCUGUUUCUCCACAAAUUUUUCCAUUGGCGUGCAGCAGCGAUUCUGGGGGCGAAUACAUUGUGCAUGGGAGCACGGGUACUGCGCUGCGUUGUUUUCCUGCUGGAGAAGGACGAACUGCCGCGUACGCUAAAAGUGCCUAUCUCUGUGCGGGAACUUGUGGAGGUGCUUACCAUCUGGAGCUGUGCAGCGGGAUCGGCGUGCUUACUAGUGUUAACGUUUGGAGCGGUAGCUGCACCAGUGAGUCUGUUGCCGGCUGCAAACAGCAAUGAUCUUCUUCUGCUAGUAGCAAAGCACGGAAGCGUCGUUGGCAUAGCACUCGGGAUGAGCGCACUAGUCUCUCGAAGGUACCUGGUUCGCUUCAGUGCGCACUGUCGAGAACUAGUGUCCGCGGCAAAGACCAAGCACGACUGAUGGAAACAGUGCCCACUUCUGCACAUGUGCUCGCUUCGUACGGCAGAAGUUGCAAAGAUCAGAAUAGUAGUUGAAGGAGUACAGCGCGUGCCGUGCAACGGCGAUAUAAGUCGGAACCGUAGUAGAGUCGGAAAACCUAAGCAGGAUCAGACCGUACUAGCAUUUGCGAAUGUCCAAGACAUUCGAAAAUGCUAUCAAGACAGUCUUGUCACACAUCUGGCGCGCAAAGGUACACCUGCGCGAAGAUCUUGUCUCAGAUCAGCAACGUGUUGCAGCGAUACGGUCGUUGCAAGAAGAGCUAAGUACUCCCAGAUCAACACGAUGACUCAGCGAUAUUCUGUGACCACUAUAGUCACGUUCCAAGCAAGUACUACUUCGCACAGCAAGCU
Messenger RNA from Amoebophrya sp. A120, 2719 nucleotides. The record is from the annotation of a GenBank genome assembly. NCBI's taxonomy places the organism in Eukaryota, Dinophyceae, Syndiniales, Amoebophryaceae.